AUGGCCAGACUCUGGCAGUCUCUGAAGCUCCUGCUGGCCAUUCUGGUGGCCCUGGUGGCCUCCUCCUACCAACUAAAGAAAACCUUUAUAAGUAUCCACGAAGUGUCUGCAGUGGAACAGUAUGUGAAAGACACCCUGCAGUACCUCACCAAUGAGUACAACAAGGAAAGUGAUGACAAGUACAACUUCAGGAUCCUCAGAAUCCUGAAGAUCCAGAAGCAGGUAACCGACCAUAUGGAGCUCCACGUAAAUGUGGAGAUGCAGAGAACCGUCUGCCAGAAGGCAGAGAAGGCAGAGACAAGCGACUGUGAAAUUCAACAAGGGGAGCUGUACAAGAAAAUCCAGUGCUACUUCUCAGCGUUUGUUAUACCCUGGACUGAAACAUACAAACUUCUGAGAAAAAACUGCAGCAACAGCUGA
Molecule: messenger RNA, 420 nt
Organism: Sciurus carolinensis (gray squirrel)
Lineage: Eukaryota; Metazoa; Chordata; Mammalia; Rodentia; Sciuridae
Gene: Cst11
Product: cystatin 11
Exons: 3
Coding region: 1-420 (139 amino acids)
Biological process (GO): defense response to Gram-negative bacterium
Cellular component (GO): sperm flagellum; nucleus; cytoplasm
Molecular function (GO): cysteine-type endopeptidase inhibitor activity
Source: RefSeq, a predicted model, not a curated record